Molecule: messenger RNA, 666 nt
Organism: Microstroma glucosiphilum
Lineage: Eukaryota; Fungi; Basidiomycota; Exobasidiomycetes; Microstromatales; Microstromataceae
Product: Der1-like protein
Exons: 3
Coding region: 1-666 (221 amino acids)
Biological process (GO): endoplasmic reticulum unfolded protein response
Cellular component (GO): endoplasmic reticulum membrane; Hrd1p ubiquitin ligase ERAD-L complex
Molecular function (GO): ubiquitin-specific protease binding; misfolded protein binding
Source: RefSeq, a predicted model, not a curated record
AUGGACAUCGGCUCCAUGCCCCCCGUCACCCGCUUGUGGGCCUUCUCGUCCCUCGCAGUCUCCCUAGCAGAGCACAUCUCCCUCCUCUCCCGGUACUCCCUCUUCUACUCGCCCUCGCUCACCUUCAACCUCACCUCUCCUCAAAUCUAUCGUUGCAUCACUUCCUUCCUCUACUUUGGAGAAUUCGGUAUAGACUUUCUCUUCCAUCUCUUCUUCUUUAUCCGGUACUCGAGGAUGCUAGAGGAGAAUCACUAUGCGGGACACACAGCCGACUUUGCCUGGCUGGUGGUGGUGUGUGGCUCGCUGCUGCUGCUCACGAGCCCACUGAUCACGCCUCCUCUGCCCUUCUUGUCAAGUCCACUGGCAUUUACGCUGGUGUAUAUAUGGAGUAGAAGGAAUAGACAUAUAAGGCUCAGCUUGUUUGGAGUACUGGUCAUCACCGCACCGUACCUGCCCAUUGCACUGUGUGCUUUCAGCUGGAUCUUGACCGGAAGCGCUCAGGCUGUCAAGGGCGAUCUCUUGGGAUUGGCAGUGGGACAUGUCUACUACUUCUUCGCCGACGUCUGGCCCAGAGAGGUUCGAUCAGGGGGCAGACACUUCCUCAAGACUCCAGCAUUGUUUACGCGACUCGUCGAGGGACGACCACAGCCUGCGCCAAAUACAUGA